AUGGUCAUCAUCGCGGCGUUGGCGGUGGUGAUGGUGAAGGUCCCCCUGAUGGCCGCAGCAAGCAGCGUGAAGUCCUUCCAGGACAUCUUGGAGCACGCCCCGGUGUCGCUCGAGCACUUCUUGACUGGGUACCGAGCCGCAAUGGUCGGAGUACCGGCGUGCAACGACUGCGUAGAGUCGGUAUAGAGCAUCUCCGUCCUUUUUUUGUGGUAAACAUUUGACCAGCAGGUGUUGCAAGCGGUACAGCGUAGAGUGCACUAAGAUGCGAGCUGUUUGCAUCAGCUCGCGUGGCGAUAACAGCAUGUUCUUGUAUUAUGUAACGGUUGUAGAAUGGGCCUUUACUUUUAUGGAUCAUUGUGCCUCAGCCCUCCUCGAGACAUAGUCUCUGGUGUCUGUGUCGAUCACUCGGGGUCGUACUCGUAUUAUCGUGUCUUGCUUGGUCCAGUCGAAACCAUCUUGUGUCCUCGCGGCUGCGCUGAGCGUACCUGUUGUGCACCCUUGUUGCACGUUGUGUUGAAAGACAUUGGGAAUAAGCUGUUGGUUUGUGUUCGUGCUUGACCGUCCCAGUACAUGGAACCGAAGCAUUUCUUGACACGUGCAUACGAUUAAUUGUGCAUUGGUUCCGGAGGUAUAUUGCUGUGGCUUGAGUCGAAAACGGUCAAGGUUGGGCUUGAUUGCGGGCUAUAGCUAGAUCGAG
Ectocarpus sp. CCAP 1310/34 is the source of this 697-nucleotide messenger RNA. The record is from the annotation of a GenBank genome assembly. Lineage: Eukaryota; Phaeophyceae; Ectocarpales; Ectocarpaceae.